This is a messenger RNA of Boeremia exigua, 1616 nucleotides long. RefSeq lists its product as uncharacterized. The record is from RefSeq and is a predicted model, not a curated record. NCBI's taxonomy places the organism in Eukaryota, Fungi, Ascomycota, Dothideomycetes, Pleosporales, Didymellaceae. The transcript has a single exon. The coding region runs from base 406 to 1536 and encodes 376 amino acids.
CGACAACAUGGAAAACGACUAAAACCCAUCUUCUUGCCGACCAACCGAGUGCAGGCUGUACUCUCACGUCGGAGAAAGACAAAAGAUCUGCACCGGCACGGAACCGACGGUGUUGUUCGUUAUGCGUGCGCCACACUUACCUAUGCCCCUUUGGGAGAACUCAGCCUCUGCUUGGCUGACGCUUGUGUUGCAGACACCACAACAAUGGACGAUCCGUACCAAGAUAAACUCCGAGAGCGAGGUCAGGCGUCCUACAGUAAGGCUGUGUAAGGCGUUCACACAUUACGUAGGUAGUCCCUCUGUGCAGCAGCUAAGUAUUGUAUAUAGCCGCAGCUCCCGCUAACCACUGCUGACCUUAAAUUUUCGAUAAGACAACCAAGCAUCAACCCACGUAUACAAAGAAACAUGACAUCAAUUCAAUCAAGGGUCCACGACGCAGCUUAUCAACAUUCACUGCUGCUUCAAGGCCUCGCAGAAACAGAUCACGCGCCAUCCCAGUUACAACAACAGGAUGCCUACCUCAAGGACUUGAGAGCGCAAGAGGCAAGGACAUCAAAACGCGUAGAGGAUCUCCGCAAAAAGACAGAAAUCGAGCGUCAGGAUCACGAGAAAUACUCCGAAUCGACGUUCCGUCGCUUUGCGCACAAGGCAUCCGGUCUCGGGGGGCGUUUUGAGGAAAAAUCAGCGAAGGAGGAGCGCGAGUACUUUGACGCAAUCCAGGAGCAGAAGACCGCUGAAGAUGAACUCGCAUAUGUCCGUGAGCUCAAAGCCGAGGCCGAUGUGCAAAGGCAGAAAUUUUACAAGGAUACAACGCGUCACAACAAUCUCCAACACCAGCUUGACCAACUUUACAACUCCAUAUUCGCUGGCCAGACGCCCGAGUUCCCAGAAGAAGAUCGCAGCGAAGAGGCGUGCAAUGCCGCAUUCCAACACAUGCACUCUGUUCAUCAGGAGCUUGAGAAAGAGCGCCACAUCCUAUUCUUGCUGCGUCAAACCAGCACCAAGCUCAGCGAAGCCCGCGUACAUCUGGAUGAAGCACAUGGCAUGUCACAAUGGGACAUGUUCGGCGGUGGCACCAUUGCUUCGAUGCAAAAACGCAGCCUUCUCGAACAAGCUGAGAGUUGCAUCCAGCAAGUCCGGAUGCUGCAGCAACAACUACAGCAAAUCGCCUCGCACCUACCCAGCCUCGGCCAGUUGAACAUCGCAUCUGGCAGCAUCUGGGGCGACGUUGUUUUCGACAAUAUCUUCAGUGAUAUGGAAAUGCACGACAAGAUCAAGGACUCAGAGGCGCAGGUCGAUCGCGCUGGGCACAAGUGUGGAGACGCGGUCAGGGAGAGUGAGUUCCGCGAACAGGGGUUGCUUGGGGAGGCGACGAGCGCAAGAGAGCAGCUGAAUAGUGCGAGAGCGGAAUUGCAGAGGGUGCGAGAGACGGCCUUCAGGGGCGUGCUGGACGGCCGUAGCGGGAUGCAGCAAUACCAAGUCCCAGAAGGGCCACCACCGGGUUACGACGCCGCUCCGCCGGCAUACUGGGCCUAAAGUUUUAUGAUCAUGAUACCACGAUACGUAGUUUUGAUAUCCCUUCACAAUUUAUCUCUUUCAUCUCCUUCAGAUGCGAC